Molecule: messenger RNA, 445 nt
Organism: Oenanthe melanoleuca
Lineage: Eukaryota; Metazoa; Chordata; Aves; Passeriformes; Muscicapidae
Gene: PIN4
Product: peptidylprolyl cis/trans isomerase, NIMA-interacting 4
Exons: 4
Coding region: 45-428 (127 amino acids)
Biological process (GO): rRNA processing
Molecular function (GO): peptidyl-prolyl cis-trans isomerase activity; DNA binding
Source: RefSeq, a predicted model, not a curated record
GGGGCCUCGUGGGCGGAGCGAGGGCGGGGCCUGUCGGCGCCAAGAUGGCGCCUAAAGGGAAAGGCGGCGGCAAAGCCGGGAAGGGCGGCGACAGCGGCAGCAGCGAGGGCAAAGCGCAGGGCCCGAAGGGAGGCGGCAACGCCGUCAAGGUUCGGCACAUCCUGUGCGAGAAGCACGGCCGGGCCAUGGAGGCCAUGGAGAAGCUGAAGGCCGGGCAGCGCUUUAGCGAGGUGGCGGCGCAGUACAGCGAGGACAAGGCCAGGCAAGGGGGAGACCUGGGCUGGAUGAGCAGAGGCUCCAUGGUGGGACCGUUCCAGGAGGCAGCGUUUGCCCUGCCCGUGAGCAGCAUGGACAAGCCCGUGUACACUGACCCUCCCGUCAAGACCAAGUUUGGAUACCACAUUAUCAUGGUGGAAGGCAGAAAAUAAAAUGGGAAUGACCAUGG